This is a messenger RNA of Neoarthrinium moseri, 273 nucleotides long. RefSeq lists its product as uncharacterized. Lineage: Eukaryota; Fungi; Ascomycota; Sordariomycetes; Amphisphaeriales; Apiosporaceae. Bases 1 to 273 code for a protein of 90 amino acids. The transcript has a single exon. The record is from RefSeq and is a predicted model, not a curated record.
AUGGAGUUCCACCGACCAGCCCACGCCGCCGAGUUUUCUCCCAACGGCGCGCUGUUCCGGUCAGAGGGGGAGGCCCGGUCAGACACCUCGCCCCAGACCUGGCAACUCAAGAUUGUACGACGCAUACAAGACAGUACAAACAACGGCGGGGUGUACACCGACCCGCAGAGCUUCGUCACAGACUGGCACUGCUGCAUCCAGAACUAUCGCCAUUAUGAGGCUAUGCUCGAAUAUACGGGAUCCUAUACUGGAUCAUUACAACGCAAUGAGUGA